AUGGAGAAAGACUUCAUGAGAUCAAUAACAAUGACAAUAUUUAUCCCGAUCGCAUUUACGGAAGUUUUCAACAUUUAUUCUGAAGUGGUCGCCUACAUCAGUUUAUUUGCAGCUGAUGAAAAACAGUAUAACUAUAUCUUCAAUACAUUUCUGGCAUGGACGCAUAGCCUUCUGUAUGUGAUCUAUGAUUACGUUCACUAUAAUAUCUUGAUAAUGUUGAUAUUAAUGUUGUACUGCUGUCGGCUCGCCUAUCAAGCUGAGGAACGCAUCAAAGCCUUUCCAUUGCAUAUGAUAUGUACGGUGGCGCAAAUCAUUCCAUUCUUCCUGUGUGUGGUUUACUACAUUUCUGAUGGAACCGCGGAUGUUGCAUUGAGAGUGCUUUCAAUUUCCUCACGUGUGGUAAUGAUCAUCGGAUUCAUCAUCAUCAACUUACAGAUAUUAACAUCAUUUCUGCUGCUGGGUCGAGAACUACCGUACACUCAUGCGAAUUCGACCGACAUGCAGUUUAGGGACGCUCGAAGUCGAUUGGCAUGGACGCUUGUAUAUCUGAUUCUGCCUUAUAUUGCGUUCAUUCCAUUUCUCGGUGAGAUGAUUUCAGAUAAUAACUGCGAAUGCUGUGAAUGGAAAUGUUCGGAUGGCAGAAGUUUUGUUGUAGCCAAAGAUGUAUGCUAA
Cooperia oncophora is the source of this 672-nucleotide messenger RNA. The record is from the annotation of a GenBank genome assembly. NCBI's taxonomy places the organism in Eukaryota, Metazoa, Nematoda, Chromadorea, Rhabditida, Trichostrongylidae.